Molecule: messenger RNA, 753 nt
Organism: Parascedosporium putredinis
Lineage: Eukaryota; Fungi; Ascomycota; Sordariomycetes; Microascales; Microascaceae
Source: the annotation of a GenBank genome assembly
AUGAAGUUCUGCUCUCCCAUCCUUUUGGCCUCGCUCGCCUUGGCGUCGCCCUUAGCUCUGCAGGCAGAGAAGCGCCAGACUGUCCGCUCCACCGCCAACGAGUUCAAGAGGGGCGGCUGCAACGACAUCGUCUUCGUCUGGGCCCGCGGCUCGACCGAGAUUGGCAACAUGGGCACUGUUGUUGGUCCUCCCAUGUCCAACGACCUGAAGAGCCAGUUCCCCGGCCAGGUAGCCGUCCAGGGAGUUGACUACGGCGCGCUUCUGUCCACCAACUUCCUCCCUGGCGGAGCUGACCCGGCUGGUAUCCGCGAGAUGAGGUCCAUCCUCGACGACAUUAACACCCAGUGCCCCGACGCCGUCGUCGUUGUCGGUGGCUACUCCCAAGGUGCCGCCAUCUGCCACCGCGUCAUUGAAGACCUCCCUGCUGCGCAGCAAGACAAGAUUGCCGGUGUCAUCAUGUUCGGCGACACCCAAAACCGCGCCGACAACGGCCAGAUCAACAACUUCCCCGCCGACAAGGUCAAGAUCAUCUGCGCCGCGAACCCCGCGAUGCCGUCUGCGACGGAAACCUCGGCGCCGCCGUCCUCCCUCCCCAUCUCUCCUACCGCCGCAACGCCGGCGAGGGGUGGUGUCGCCCACGUGCGUGCGGCCGCCGGGGUGGGCGCGCCACGGGGUCUCGUUCUCAGGGCCAUGGCCCCCAACGUCUUUAUUUUGGCGUGGAGGAUGGGUGGUCCCGGAGAAUUGAGGACAUGA